Molecule: messenger RNA, 1546 nt
Organism: Symphalangus syndactylus (siamang)
Lineage: Eukaryota; Metazoa; Chordata; Mammalia; Primates; Hylobatidae
Source: RefSeq, a predicted model, not a curated record
UCAAACCGGAACUUCAGCUCUUCCCUGGCUCCGCAGAUGCAAGACCCUCAAACCGGAAUAUCAGCUCCUCCACCGGUGCGCGGCUGCACCAUCCUCAAACCGGAACAUGAGCUCCUCCCUGGAUCCGCGGCUGCAAGACCCAGAAACCGGAACAUCAGCUCCUCCUCGGGUCCAUGGCUGCACCACCCUCAAACCAGAACAUCAGCUCUUACCCGGGUCUGCGGCUGCAAGACCCCCAAACUGGAACAUCAGCUCCUCCCCAGGUCUGCGGCUGCAAGACCCCCAAAGCGGAACAUCACCUGCUCCCCAGGUCUGUGGCUGCAAGACCCCCAAACCGGAACAUCAGCUCCUCCCCGGGUCUGCGGCUGCAAUACUCCCAAACGGGAACAUCAGCUCCUUCCCAGGUCUGCGGCUUCAAGACCCCCAAACGGGAACAUUAGCUCCUCCCCGGGUCUGCAGCUGCACGACCCUCAAACCGGAACAUCAGUGCCUCCCCGGGUCUGCCACUGCACGACCCUCAAACCGGAACAUCGGCUCCUCCCUGAGUCUGCGGCUGCAUGACCCUCAAACUGGAACAUCAGCUCUUCCCCGUGUCUGCGCCUGCAAGACCCUUAAACCGGAACAUCAGCUCCUCCCCGGGUCUGUGGCUGCAAGACCCUUAAACUGGAACAUCAGCUCCUCCCUGGGUCUGCGGCUGCAAGACGCCCAAACCAGAACAUCAGCUCCUUCCCGGGUCGCAGCUGCAAGACCCUCAAACCGGAACAUCAGCUCCUCCACAGCUCCGCGGCUGCAAUACUCUGAAACCAGAACAUCAGCUUCUCCCCGGGUCCGCGGUUGCGGGACCCUCAAACCGGAACAUCAGCUCCUCCCCGGGUCUGCGGCUGCAAGAUCCUCAAACCGGAACAUCGGCUCCUCUCCAUGUCUGCAGCUGCAAGAUCCUCAAACUGAAAAAUCAGCUCCUCACCGGGUCUCCAGCUACACGGCCCUCAAUCUACAACAUCAAUGCCUCUCCGGGUCUGCAGCUGCAGGGACCUCACGGUAGAACAUCAGCUACUCCCCGAGCUAGAACACCUCUCCCACCUGGAUCUCCAGCUCCACGACCCUCACACAACAGCCACACCGGCUCCUUCAUUUGUCUUCAGCUCCUCAACCUAAGACAUCAGCGGCAGCACCGGCUCCUCCCUGGACGUCCAGCUCAAUGACUCUCAGAUUUAAAAGGCAGCACCUGUUGCUCCCCAAGGCUCCAUCUCCACCACCCUCAGAUUUGAACAGUGGUAGCACCAGCUCCUCUCCAGGUCUUCAGCCCCACGACCCUCCCUGAACAAUCCCUUCUCAUGAAAUUCAGCCGUCAAGAAAACUGCAGCCAAAGUAAAUGAAUACAUGUUUUGUUUUCAAAUCGUUAUCUCUUUUAUGUUCGUGAGUUAACUUUUCUACUUUCCAUUAGCCUUGCAAUCUACUUAUGCCCAAUGUGAAACAGAAAUGCACCAUUUGAAAUCACGUUUAAAAACUUCGUAGUAUUUUUAAAUAAAAUCAUCACACAGCUGUA